AUGGAGUUGCUGCGCAAGACGGCACUACUGCGGGUGGAGGAGCAAACGCGGGGAGUUCCGCCGGAGGAAGUUCGGGCGAUUUCACUGCACGACGUGCCGCUGCCAACUGAACGUCUUUCGUGUUUUUCGCAGUUGACGCGAUUGACACUCGUGUCGCUGCGGCCGCGGCUGCGCGCCCUCGACGGCGUCCCCCUCGCGUCCCUCCCCGCCCUCGCCGUCCUCGACGUGAGCGACAAUGCCAUCAGCGUGCCGGCGGCCCCUGCACACACACCGCCACUCCGCAAACUCUUCAUCGCCAACAACAAACUCAAUGAGUGGGAAGAGAUUGAGCGACUCGCAGCCGCGUUCCCCACACUCACCGUUCUCGACAUCACACACAACCAAGCAGACGACCCGGCGCGCUUUAACGACAUCUUCGCGCUAUUUCCAGCACUGGUGGCACUGGACUCUAAGAAUAAGGAUGGUGAGGAGGUAGCCAUAGUAGACAGUGAUGAGAGCAGCAGUGAAUCCGACGAGGAAGACGACGAAAGUGAUGCCUCAUUCAUUACAGAAGAAGAAGAGGAAGAAGAAGAAGAGGAGGAAGAAAAAAAGAACUCUGUGAAUGGCGAGAGUAGUGCACCUCCCCUUAAGCUUCCCCGGACCGAAUAG
This is a messenger RNA of Trypanosoma theileri, 648 nucleotides long. RefSeq lists its product as uncharacterized. Gene Ontology annotation, molecular function: histone binding. The coding region runs from base 1 to 648 and encodes 215 amino acids. Gene Ontology annotation, cellular component: nucleus. The transcript has a single exon. The record is from RefSeq and is a predicted model, not a curated record. NCBI's taxonomy places the organism in Eukaryota, Euglenozoa, Kinetoplastea, Trypanosomatida, Trypanosomatidae.